GCCCCUCCAUACGGUCGUAUUGCUAGAGGUCAUUUCAAUUGCCCCUCCCUCCUUCGGGGCGUUUGCAUCAUAGCUUGCGUUGUAUGAGACGUGGUUUGCACAUAAAUAGUGCCGAUGCCCCCUUCGUAAUUAUAUAUUUUUUCUCGUAUUGACAUUCGAACCACAAUUACAUAUCCUCUUUAGUAUUCUUUGCUAUUUCAAAUCACUUCUGUGAUACUUUAUCCUUCACCAUGAGCUACAACGACAACAACGAUUCCUACGGCUCCAGUGGCCGCUCUGGCUACGGCGGUGGUAACAACGACUCGUAUAGUGGUGGCUCUGACAGCUAUGGCUCAAGCAACAACAAUAACAACUCGUACGGAUCGUCCAACAAUGAUUCUUUCGGAAGCUCCGACAGUCGCAACAAGGGCGACUCCUACGGAUCCUCAAACAAUGACUCCUAUGGCUCUGGCCGUGACAACAACAACAGCUAUGGCUCUAGCAACAAUAGCUCUAGCAACAAUGACUCGUACGGCUCUGGAAACAAUGACUCCUAUGGGUCAGGUAACAAGGAUUCCUACGGAAGCUCCAACAACAACAAGAGCAGCAACAAUGACUCCUACGGAAGCUCCAACAACAGCGCGGCAACAGCUAUGGCUCUGGCAACAAUGACUCCUAUGGGUCAGGUAACAAGGACUCCUACGGAAGCUCCAACAACAACAACAGCAGCAACUACGGCUCCAGCAACAAUGACUCCUACGGAAGCUCCAACAACAACAAGAGCAGCAACAAUGACUCGUACGGAAGCUCCAACAACAACAGCAGCAACUACGGCUCCAGCAACAAUGACUCCUACGGAAGCUCUAAUAACAACGAUAGCUAUGGAAGCUCGCGCCGUGGCAAUGACAACUAUUAGUCUAACAAAACUUAUUGUAACAAAGAUGGCAACAAUUAUGGUCAUGAGGAUGAACGCUUCAACUACGAAGCCUUUCUUUUGUCUUGAGGAACGAGUGGUACAAUCAUGUAUCUAUCUAAUCUAAAUGAUGAUGCUCUACAAUGAAUGUUUUUUCUAUCGAGGCAUUGAUAAGAUAAACAGAACAUUCAAUAGUUUACUAAUCAAUAACUAUAAGCCACGUAAUAUGGCUUUGAAUCUAAGUUCUACUCUCUAGAGGACUACUUAACCAUAGCUUCUAAAUGUCGACUCCCAGCCAGUUAAUCCACGUAGAUUACUGGCCGAACACCUUGACUCUCUCCUCAAUGGGCUUGAAUGUCUUCUCCUGAGCGGGCCCACCCGUUGGGGUGCCAAAAACCAACUGUGCCUUAAGUUUCCAGUCCUUGGGCAGUUUGU
This is a messenger RNA of Talaromyces proteolyticus, 1327 nucleotides long. RefSeq lists its product as uncharacterized. The coding region runs from base 231 to 1019 and encodes 262 amino acids. The record is from RefSeq and is a predicted model, not a curated record. Lineage: Eukaryota; Fungi; Ascomycota; Eurotiomycetes; Eurotiales; Trichocomaceae. The transcript has 2 exons.